AUGAUGCUGUUCCUCAAAGUAAACAUGCACUGUAUUCCCAAGUACGACGACAUCCCCAGGAUCGAGUCGAACAGCAUCAAGGAGUGUCUCCCUGCGAGGUUCAAGGGAACAAACCAAGAUCUACUCAACGCAGAGAUGGCGCUUGAUCCGCUGGAAAACAAGACGCCUCCCGACAUGUCUGCUGUUGGCGAUAUCGAGGAUGGGUAGUCAUCAGUGUAGGAGGAUUAGGAUUUGGAGGUUGAAAAUGCUUUCCGGUGCUGAGUAGUCAUAACCGCCAAGACAGAGGGUCGGGGCGGGGGAGCUUCGGGCGGGGGGGGGGGGGGGGGGGGCAUUCCAACAGCGUACAUAGCGCCUAGUUGCUUGCAAAAUACUGGUGGAAUACAAUACUGCACGCUUUAGUACGGCUUUCGAUACUGGAAUAAAAAUACUGCACGCUUUAGUACAGCUUUCGAUACUGGAAUAUACUGUACUGGCAGGACGGCGUUCGGUACUGUACUGUACUGCACGCUUUAGUACAGCUUUCAAUACUGGAAUAAAAAUACUAUACUGUACUAAACACGCCCUUGCUUUUUUUGUACCUUCGUUUUGCGUUUUUUUUUUCCAUGGCUUUCGGUUUCACAAACAAGACUUCACAACACCAACACUUCUUCUUUCCUCUCCUUUCAAAACUCAACCCGCACCCACUUGCCAUCGCCGUGCAACCUAUGAACGCAGCGGUCCGCGAAGCGGCCUUGUGUGUACAUGUACGAUUUGGUCAUUUUUGGUGCUUGGCCAUUUCUUUCUCUCCCGGCGGCGAGUUUUUUGUCGCGGUUCUUUCUCAGGGGCACGCAGUAGGCUCGUGGGUACGUUAUCGCUCAUGCGGGGAGCUCGGCAGGCGUCCGUGGGGCGUGUAGUUGACGGUCAAGGUCGCACGAACUGGCUCUAUUCCCCGGGGACGCGUUUCUCGCGGAAGCCAGGCGCCAAUUCUGAAACCCACCAACAACGACAGAAAGGAAAAUCGCCCGCAUGCACAUUUGGAACAGGUUUGUCGCUACCAACGACAAGUAGCCGGAGAUACCUGAUCAGAUGCCCCCAGAAUGAAUCCCUAUUCGUGUUGAUUUUUCAAAGCUUGCGCCAUCACGUGUGUUUUGUGGUAUUUCGGGCUGAAUAUAUCGGGUGUCGCCGUUCGCACCCUGUAGCGAGCAAGAUCGCUUGUUUGAAGAAUUUGCCUCUUGACUGGUGUGGAUCUCCCGUCAUUCAUCAAUUCGCUGAUUCCAGAUGGCUGUAACGCUUCAUGUCAUCGAGAGCAAUGUCCACCAGCACAUACACUGGUGGCCAGAGAGGCGGGU
Molecule: messenger RNA, 1328 nt
Organism: Ectocarpus sp. CCAP 1310/34
Lineage: Eukaryota; Phaeophyceae; Ectocarpales; Ectocarpaceae
Source: the annotation of a GenBank genome assembly